GAGGGCAUCUAAUACCCACCACAGGAGGAGAAAAACCUAGUUGACGUUAGCCGCGAUUAGCUUAGGUUAGCUAUGUACCCCUAAAACAGCUUGGUGGACUUUUCGCACCCACGGUUAAAUGAAAAAAUAACUGAAGUAUUACACAAUUCACAGUAUCACCAACUGGUUUUUGAGAAUGUGCAGCCAUGGGUGACAUGAAAACCCCAGAUUUUGAUGAUCUUCUGGCAGCCUUUGACAUCCCUGAUGCCCCUGAACUGGAUUCCAAAGAACCCAUCCAGGGCAACCAUGAGGAGACAGAAAAUCAGCUGAAACGCUCAGGAAUGUGUUUAGAAGAUAGCCUACUAAGUGAUCAACCUGUCACCACAACAGAUAUCCCUCUUGUUAGUGUUAUAGUGAAAAACACAAGUCCCCAAGUGUCACUGGAGAGUUUUGAUGAUGUGCUUCAUUCAGGACAGUCAUUACAAAAUGGGUUCAAGGGACAGGAGGCCUGCACUGACCCCAUGGAACCCACCAACAUGGGAUUUUCUAAUUCAUUUCAUUGUGCUUUGAAUGGGGCAAGUUCAAGAGAGGUUCCUGGAAAUUCUCCUGUUCAGCAAAUGCCAGACAAAACUGCAAUAUUUUCCCAGUCACCUUCACAUUUUAGCCCCGUCUCUAGCCCUGAAGGCAUGGGCGCUUUGUGUAGUGAAGGUAAAAUAGCUUCAGAGGAAGAGAGAACCUGUUUUCCAGAAGCUCCAGUGGUAGAGGAACCUUUGGUCCUCGACAAUCAGAACAAAUUGGAACUUUGUGUUUUUGAUCAUUCUUCCAAGAACACUCGAGAAAGCAGAGCAGAAAAUGGUAGAAGUGAGGAGCUCUUGGAUUUCUGCAUCAGUAAUAAAACAGAGAAAACGCCUGAAGUGCACAAUGCAUUUUCCUCAUCAAGUAUUAACCUGGAUUUUAUUGAAACAAACUGCAAAUCCAAAAACACAUCGGCUCUUCCUUCCUCCUUUUCACCUGCCAAAUCUCAAACGCCUAAAUUGUCUUCAUGUCUUGAGGCCCUUGUUGCUCUAAAUGCUAGAAAAGACCCUAGCAAUCCAAGAGACUUGCCUGGGAUGCAGAAUGACUGUAUAAAAGCUAGCCAGGUUGUUGCUGUGUCCCCCAGAAGUCCACUUGAAGCAGUAAAACGGUUAAUGAAACCCUCUGAUAGCCCUGUGAGCAUCUGCAGUGAUGGCAGCGGUAAAGCAUCACCUGCGUUAACAUCUGGGUCAUCUCCAGCCAUACCCAGGGUUAGAAUUAAGACUAUUAAAACAACAUCUGGACAGAUCAAGCGCACAGUCACCAGUGUUCUGCCAGACUCGGAAACAGAUGACAUCCAUGCUUAUGAGUCCUCGCCAUCACAGAGCAUGGUUAGUGAGGACUCUUACUGUAACGCUUCCCCUCAUCCGCCUCAAAUGGUUGACUGUGUCAUUGAAACACAAAAUAAAAGUAACCCGGUGACCACGGCUUCACCAAAAAUUCCACAAACAAAGUCUGAGGAAAAGUUGAGAAGUCCUGCAGCAACAUCCGGUCAUUCUGUAAAAAGAUCUGGCACACAUCAGGUGCAUAAACCAAAGAAACCAUCGCCUACUGCAGGCCACACAGCUAACACAAACCUUCCACAAGCAAUGCACCUAGCUAGUCUGAACCUGGUCCCUCACAGUGUUGCUGUCUCAGUUGCUGCACGGCCCACCUCCCAUCAACAGAACACACACAUGCUUUCCUCUGCAGUGUGCAGCACUGUCCCUUUGGUACAUCAAAUCAAAACAGCCAAUCCACAACCACAUUCAUUUCUUCUAAACACAGCUGCAGGAACACUAAACAGACUGCUGAACAAUGCCAACCCGGUGCCUCUGUACGUGCCCAACUUGAGCCCCCCUCCAGAGAGCAACAUCAGCCUACCGCCACACGGGUACUGCUGCCUUGAGUGUGGGGACUCCUUUGGCAUUGAGAGGAGUCUUGUCCAUCAUUACAACAGGAGAAGCGUUCACUUGGAAGUAGGAUGCACGCACUGCGCAAAGACCUUGGUUUUCUUCAACAAGUGUGCCUUGUUAGCACACGCGCGGGAGCACAAAAGCAACGGCACAGUCAUGCAGUGCACACAGCUCCAUUUGAAACCCAUAUCAGAGGACCAGAUGUUUGCACCCAUGAGUACUGACCCAGUUUAUUCAAGUCCCCACACUUCACCUUUACUCUCACCCAAAAGUGAACCCGUCCUGCCUUUAUAUCCAGAUAAUGUCAUUCGCCACAGGCUCCGCUGUCUGGAGUGUAACAAGCAGUUAGCAGACUACAAAGCUCUCGCUGGUCACUACCAGAAGUUGUCAGAGAGUGCAGAAGGACUGAUUUGUAAAGUGUGCUCCAUGUUGUUACCCAACAAGUGUAGCUUCAGAGCUCAUCAGCGCAUCCAUGCCCACAAGUCUCCUUACUGCUGUCCUGAGUGCGGUGCCCUGAGCCGCUCUGCUGACAUACAGAAACAUGUCCGGGAAAACUGUCUGCAUUAUGCCCGCAAGGCUUGGUACAAAUGUCUUCACUGUGAUAUGGUUUUCAGAACGCUGCAAGGGCAAAAGACUCACAUUGAAGAGAAACACUGUGAAGUCUUUUACAAGUGCUCCAUCUGCCCAAUCGCUUUCAAGACCUCUGACGGCUGUGAAGCACACUCAGAAAGCAAACACAGCUCUAGCAAACAGUCACCACAGUUAGUCUUUAAAUGUUCGUGUGAGGCAAUUUUCAAGCAAAAGCAAAUAUUCUUUCAACAUUUCCUUCAAAAUGCCAACAAGCGGGUGACCUGUGUAUUCAAAUGUCCAGAAUGCAACUCGGUUUUCCCUCAAAAGCGACUGCUUAUGCAGCACUUCAAGGGUGUGCAUGUAGGAAACAUGACUGUAGAGUCUGAAAAAGACACUAAAGAAGAAGACCCCUCUGGCUGGUGCUCAGAUUCUCAUCCUACCCUAAAGCAGAGAAGUCAGGACACUCGUAAACCUGCAGAUAGUCCCAGAAAAAAGUCGGAGCAGGACAGCAGACCUCGGGUGAAGCCCAGCGGCUGGACGUGUGGCGAAUGUAUGCAGUCGUUCUCUGAGCGAGAAGCCUACAUUUCCCACAUGAAGGUCAACCAUGGAAAGUCGGUGAAGAAGUAUCCGUGCCGACACUGUGAGCAGUCUUUCAUCUCAGCAACCCGCUUGAGAAGACACAUCCGCAGCGACCAUGAUGGGAAAAGGAGAGUUUACACCUGUGGGUAUUGCACGGACACCAAGACAACAUUUACAAGUAGUGUGAUGCUGAAGAACCAUAUAAGUCUAAUGCAUGGUAUUAAAAACCCUGAUCUUGGUCAAAUGCCAAAAACAUCCACCCAGGAACACAAAAAAGCUUCACAAGAGGAGUAUGUAUCUGCCACGCUUGCUGCGGACACGCAGACCAACCACCAGGACCACACAGACCCCGGGGCGCCUUCAGCUAAACGUCCAAAAUCUCAGUUUCGCUGUUCCAAGUGUGGUUUUCUCACAAGCAGCAGUACAGAGUUCCAGCGGCAUAUACCUCAGCAUAAACAAGAUGAAAACACUCCUCAGUGCCUUCACUGUGGCCUGUGUUUUACGUCUGUGUUCUCUCUCAAUAGACAUCUUUUUAUCGUGCACAAAGUCAAAGACGCAGGGGAAGAAGGGAAGGAGGAGGGAGGUGUUGGGAGAAAGGAGCGCGACAGUCGGCCAGUGACAUCAGCAGAGGCUGGCGGGAUAAGAGACUUUGAUCCCUCGCCAGAAAAUCCUCACUGCACCGCUACCACAGACUCGCAUUUAAAAGUAAACACACUUUCUCAGACAGAAGCAGUCACUCUUCAGCAGUGAGAACCUCAUCAGCAGCUUCUUUUGUUUUAUUCCUGUUUGUUUUUGUUUUGUUUUGUUUUUUUUCUUGGUUUGAGCCACAUUUACGCUUCAGCAUCGGGCUGAUGCCAUCUCUUCCUGUCGUCUCAUAAGCCUCGUUGUUUAUUACAUGGCUCGCUGCUUUGCUGAAAAUUUUGACUCAUGUUAAGAAUAUAAAAUUUAACUGGCUGUAACAGUCGACUUGCUCAUGAUGCUAUCAGAAUAAUCACCUGCCUGCAUUUAUGUCUUCUUUUUACAAACGCUGCCAGUUGUCUCAUUUGACUUCCUCUAGGUUCUGUGUGCCAUCAGUUCAUACACUAAAUCAUAAUAUCACUCCGCACACUCGUCCUUUUUGAGUUUAGAGACCGCUAACAUGGUGCUUUAGAGGUUAAUGUGUUUGGCUGACAGACAAACAGGUCUCUGGUUUGAUCCUGCUCUGCAGAUGCGUAUAUGUGGAGUUUGAUUGUUCUUUUUUAUACCUGAAUAGUGUUUUUAAGGUACUCCUGCUACUACAGUCCCAAAAAAAAAAAUCUCAUGCUAUGGGUGAUUUGAUUAUUCAAGGUGCUUGUUUUGGCCCCAUUGUGAAAUCAUGUGGUUGUGUACCCCGACUCCAACCUGGUGACUCCUGAGGUGAAGUCAAGCUCCCACAGCUACAGAGGGUGCAGAACAUUAAGGGAAAAUAUUACAUUAACCAUCAACACAAGUAUAAAUCACAAGCAAAAGCUAAAAUAUGCAACGCUGAAGCAUCAAUUAGAAUUUUUUCCCCUUUUUUUUCAUAUUAUAUAUAUAUGGUACAGUACACAUGUAUGUUUAGACAAAUCCAUAUUUUGGGUAAAUAACAGAAUUGCCAUUUUUCAUUUAAUUACCCAUGUAUGUUAAUCUUUUCAAAUGUUUAUAUGGUUCAUUUUCUCCCUUUUAUUCCAUCCCAACAGAAUGCUCAGGAGUUUGUUAGCUUUGAUGGACUGAUGUAAUACUGAAGUCAUGGAUUUUCACUAUUGCAAGCAAUGAGGAUGACAUUUUUAUAAAGGUCUUAAUGCAGCAAGUUGCUAAUCUGAGUGGUAUUCACAUGGAGAAGUUUUACAACAGUUAUAUUGCUCAUAGGUUGCAUUUUUUUAUUAGAAAUACAUAUUCUAUUGUGAUUUAAUCAAGUAAAAGUUGGUAUUUUUUAAUUUGAACCUAAACAGUCAAAGAAAUGUCCUGUGAAGGCAGCAGAACGUUUUGAGAGAAAGCCUGUAGUUAGCUUUUUUUUUAAUCCAUUUAGCUCAUUUUGAAACACUUUUGUCUGAAUUAGAUUUUAUUUCAACUUUGGUAUCUUUUUCACAUGAGAGUGGAGGAAAAUGUGCUGCAGCAGUAUUAAAAAUACCUCAGAUUGCCAGAAAUAUAUUUUUCCAACACACAAAUGUCAGUGAUGUCAGGGUGGAGGAGUGAGUGCUAAUUUUGGUGGCACAUGUUUUAUUAACAUUUGAAUACUCAGUGGUUGUAGGGGGGUACAUGUCAGAGAUCGUGAUUGUAAAGGUUUUUGUUUGUUCUUUCCAGAAUCUGAAUUGUGAUGCAGAACCUCUUGUUUUGUGUUCUCCACAUGACGGUUCCUACCUCCGUGGUAAAUGGCAGCGAUUGUUAAAUGUCCGAAGAAUUUGCAGUUAAUCUCAGUGCAAUGUUAAAACAAAAACAAACAUUUCUAUAAUUUGUAUUCUCCUCCCAUGUUAUUCAAUUUUAUAAAUUAUUUUGGGAAUGGCAUUAAGGUUUUAUGGUCAUAUUGACUUAAAAAGUAAACUUUUUAUGGAAACGCUGUACGAGUCUUGAAAUCACCACCUGCAGGUGCUGGAAUAAGUCACUGGUUUGUGAUUUUUGUAAUCGUUUAAAAAAGAUAUUUGUACUUUUAUAUGGUGUGCAAGAAGGAAUUGGGUGUGUACAUAAAAGUAAAACUGAUUCACAGCAUUUCUUAAGCCAUUACAUCUGUUCAGCAUGCGGUGGCCCAUGUGCCUUGCUGUUAUGUUUACAUACUUACAAAUAAACUGGUGCAUUUAA
Messenger RNA from Nothobranchius furzeri (turquoise killifish), 5888 nucleotides. It is a transcript of the gene znf592, whose product is annotated as zinc finger protein 592. The record is from RefSeq and is a predicted model, not a curated record. Lineage: Eukaryota; Metazoa; Chordata; Actinopteri; Cyprinodontiformes; Nothobranchiidae.